ACUGUGGCAAUGGAUUUCGAUGCAGUUCUGGUGAAGUGCGGCAAUUUCGGGCGUUAUCAAUUUGUGUUAUUGCUAUUGUACGGCUGCACAAAUAUUCUAUCGUCGAUGCAUUAUUUUGCACAAACUAUUAUUAGUUUUACACCUGAGCAUUGGUGCUUUCACGAAAAGUUAGCCAAUGCCAGUAUGUCAUACGUACGCAGCAUUUAUGCGCAAACAGCAGAUCCGCAGUGCACUCUGCUGGAAGACAUCGUCGACGAUCAGCCGAUAGUUGCGGCCGUGGGUAAAUGCACUGAAUGGAUCUAUGCAUAUGAUCGUGGCUAUCGCAGUAUUACAACAGAUCUCAAAUGGGUUUGUAAUGAUGCAUACCAAGCUGCUACAGGUCAGUCGUUCUUCUUUUUGGGUUCUAUCAUUGGCACAGUAUUUUUUGGAUUUCUUGCUGAUAAAAUUGGGCGCUUGCUAGCGCUGAUAUGCACAACACUGGCUGGCGCCUUUGGUGACUUUUUAACCUCCUUUGUAACAUCACUACCUGCAUUUGCAUUGUUCCGCUUUGUAUCGGGUCUAUCAUGUGAUACGAUAUUUUACCUAAUGUACAUAAUGGUUUUCGAGUACUUGAGCCCCGAAAAGCGCACAUUUGGUCUGAAUGUUAUAACUGCAUUUUUCUACUGUUUUGGUUUGAUUUUAUCACCCUGGUAUGCUAUUUGGGUAGGAUCAUGGCGUUAUUAUCUCUAUAUCGCUUCUCUGCCUGCUUUGAUCGUGGUGAUCUAUCCCAUCUUUAUUUGCGAGAGCGCGCAGUGGUUAAUAGCAACUGAACGUUACGAUCGAGCUGUGAAUUGCUUAAAGCGAGUCGCGAAAUUCAACAAGCGUAAAGUUGAAGAAGAAGUAUUCACGCAAUUUCGGUCACACUAUGAGGAGAAAAUGGCUUUGGAUAAAAAGUUCAAUAGAAAUGAAGACACUUUCUGGGGAAUGUUUCGUACGCCGAGACUACGAAAAUUCACCAUUAUCCUGUUAUUGAAGUCCAUGAUCGUCACGAUCUCUUUUGACGUAAUCAGCCGCAAUAUGGAAGGUUUAGGCUCCUCACCCUUCACGCUAUUCUCGAUCUCCUCACUUGCAUAUAUUCCAGGCGGUCUGACAAUUAUUUUUCUGCAAAACCGCAUAGGCCGCAAAGGCAUGGCAUUCGGAUCGCUCUUCGUUAGUUCGAUCAUAGUCACUGUAACUGGCUUCAUGAUCGCUUUACUUGAUCCUGAAAACAAUGCUGUGCUACUAGCAAUUAUGGUUGGUCUGGGUCGUUAUGGUGUAAUUGUGAGUUAUGAUGCGGAAGCACAAUAUGCCGCAGAAUUUAUACCAACUACAGUACGUGGGCGUGGCUUGGCGAAUAUUCAUGUGAUCGGCUAUGGUUUUGCCAUGCUUAGUUCAUAUAUCAUUUAUUUGCGUCUCUACUUUAAGCCGUUGCCCUCGAUUGUUAUUUCGGCGGUAAUGUUGUGUGGCACGCUACUCUGCCUGGCACUGCCGGAGACAUUAAACCAAAAACUACCCGAAACUCUUAAAGACGGUGAAGAUUUUGCAAGACAUCAACGCUGGUACUACUUCCCUUGCUUUAGUCGAGUACAAACUGAUAAAAAUGAUGUCGUUGAGAAGCAAGAUACUCUUAGGUGUUACCACGAAAAGCUGUCAAAUGCCAGUUUUGAUGAAAUUCGCACAAUCUACGCACAAACGACUAAUGCACAUUGCACCUUGUUAGAUGACAUAGUCGGUGGUCAGCCAAUUGUUGCCAAAGUCGGUAAAUGCCAGAGGUGGAUCUAUGAAUAUGAAAGUGGUUAUAAAAGCGUUACUUCAGAUUCGCGUGGUCUUAAACGUGUUGCCAAAAUCAACAAACGCGAGGUGAAAGAUGAAGUUUUCAAUGAAUUCAUAGCACACUAUAAGAAAAAGACUAGCAACGAACUCGAGAAAAAAGCCAAUACAGACAUAUUUUGGUGCAUGUUUCGUACACCACGUUUACGCAAAUUCACCACUAUGAUGUUGUUGAAGAACUUGUUUCUCGCGCUCGCACUCGAUGUGAUCAGCCGUAAUAUCGAAGGCAUGGGCAGCUUGCCAUUCAUACUUUUCUCAGCCACUUCAGUGGUUUACGUUAUGGGCAGUUUAACCAUCAUCCUGCUGCAAAAUCGCAUAGGUCGCAAGGGAGUGGACUUUAGUACACUCCUAGUGAGCUCAGUAACCAUUGCGGCUAGAUUUCUGAUUACCUUUACCGAUAUGCAGAAAAACGCUUUACUUCUUGCGAAUAUGGUCGGCCUUAGUCGGUAUGGCGUCGUCGUGAGCUAUGAGGCGGAGGCACAAUACUCCUCCGAAUUUAUACCGACCACCGUACGCGGUCGUGGCAUGGCUAAUAUACAUGUUGCAGGUUUCGCAUUUACCACUCCGAACUCAUAUCUGAUAUAGCCUCUUUUAUGCCUAGCGCUACCUGAGACCAUGAAUCAAAAGUUACCACAAACUUUGAAGGAUGGUGAAGAGUUUGCUCGCCAUCAGCGCUGGUACUAUUUUAUAUGUUUCGAUAAAAACAAGAACAUGAAGGAAGCUAAAGUCACUAAUAGUUGAAUACGUAUAUUUAACAACUUUUCUUGAAUUUUUUGCUACGAAUGCUAGAUUAUAAUUAUGUAUCGAACGCAAUGCUAAUUUGUUCUCUUUUCCAAUGUUUAAUGAUCCCGACUUUAGAAAGAGAGAGAUUUAUGUACAGAUUUGUUUCUAUACCUAAAUACAUUUUUAUAGUCAUUUAAAAA
Messenger RNA from Bactrocera oleae (olive fruit fly), 2771 nucleotides. Lineage: Eukaryota; Metazoa; Arthropoda; Insecta; Diptera; Tephritidae. The record is from RefSeq and is a predicted model, not a curated record.